This is a messenger RNA of Columba livia (rock pigeon), 3051 nucleotides long. RefSeq names its product MARVEL domain containing 2 (gene MARVELD2). Lineage: Eukaryota; Metazoa; Chordata; Aves; Columbiformes; Columbidae. Gene Ontology annotation, biological process: bicellular tight junction assembly. The record is from RefSeq and is a predicted model, not a curated record. The coding region runs from base 312 to 1943 and encodes 543 amino acids. Gene Ontology annotation, cellular component: cytoplasmic vesicle; apical plasma membrane; bicellular tight junction. The transcript is spliced from 6 exons.
GCCGCCGCUCCCGCCACGCCGUCCGGCCGCGCCCGCCGGGGUUCCGCCGGCCGGAAGCUCCCGCCUCCGCGGGCGAAGGCCGCUCGGCCGCCGCAGGUGAGGCCGCCGGGGCGGGGCGGGGCGGCGCAGGUGGGGAGCGGGGCAGCCGCGGAGCACGUUCCCGGGACGGGCUCCCCGCGCGCUCUCCGGCGGGAUCGCCCCUUUUGCUCCGCCGGGCGCCCUUCGGACUCUGCGGCCGCUCCUGCCGUCGGGUGGAUGAGAGCCGGCCGAGCGGCGCCGGGCAGCGCCUGAGGCCGGGCCGAGCGCCAGCCAUGUCGAGGAGCGCCGGCUCGGAGGGCGGGCAGCCCGGCCGGUCCCUGCCGCCCCGCGGGGCCGGCCCUGGCUCGCCGCUCCCGCGGGACGCGGAGCCCGGCGCCGCCGCCCCCUUGCCGCCGCCCCCGCUCCCGCUGCAGCCGCCUUUCGGGCCCGACGCCUGCCCCGGGCAGGGCAGCCCCGGCCCGAGCGGGCCGGCCGAGCUCAAGCCGGUGCGGCGGUUCAUCCCGGACUCCUGGAAGAACUUCUUCAAGGGGAGGCGCAACCACGGCUCCAGCUGGGACAGCACGGCCUCCGACAUCAGGUACAUCUCGGACGGGGUAGAAUGCUCGCCGCCGGCCUCCCCGGCCCCCCUGCAGCCGAAGCCCAGGUCGGUGCCCGGCUCCUACAAGGACCCGUACGGAGGAUCGGGCGGGAGCUACAACUCGCGGAAGGAGGCCGAAGCCAUGCUGUCCGGGGACCCCUUCAGCUCGCUGGAGCACCGCGCUGCCACCGGGCAGACGUACAGUGAGCGGGUGGAAGCCUACAACCAGCGGUACGCCUACAUGAAGUCCUGGGCCGGCCUGCUCAGGCUCCUCGGUGUGGCGGAGCUGCUGCUGGGCGCCGCCGUCUUCGCCUGCGUCACGGCCUACGUGCACAAGGAUAACGAGUGGUACAACAUGUUCGGCUACUCGCAGCCCUACGGCUACGGGCCCAGCAGCACCUAUGGAGGCUACUCCUACAGCGGACCCAAAACGCCUUUUGUCCUGGUGGUGGCGGGAAUGGCGUGGAUCGUCACGAUAGUGCUGCUGGUGCUGGGCAUGUCGAUGUACUACCGGACGAUCCUCCUGGAUUCCAACUGGUGGCCUCUGACUGAGUUUGGAAUUAAUGUGGCCUUGUUCAUCCUGUACAUGUCGGCUGCCAUAGUGUAUGUAAACGAUACCAACCGAGGCGGGCUCUGCUAUUACCAGUUCUUCAAGACGCCGAUAAAUUCAUCUUUUUGCCGUGUGGAGGGAGGUCAGACAGCAGCAAUCAUCUUCUUGUUUGUCACAAUGAUCAUCUAUCUAAUUGGUGCUAUGGUGUCUCUGAAGCUGUGGAGGCAUGAGGAAGCCAGGAAGCACAGGCAGUUGAUGGAACAGGAGAUGAAAACACAGUCAUCUUUUCCAGAAAAGAAGUAUGAAAGUGAUGACAGAGCAAGAGAAGAGGUCACUUACACGCAACUUAAAUCAGUGGGAAGAAAACCAGAACUCCUUAACGGUCAUAUACCUGCAGGCCACAUUCCUAAACCCAUAGUGAUGCCAGACUACCUAGCGAAAUACCCAGCAAUUCAAACAAAUGAAAUGCGAGACCGAUACAAAGCGGUAUUCAAUGAUCAGUUUGCGGAGUAUAAAGAACUGUCGGUGGAAGUUCAUGCUGUAUUGAAAAAGUUUGAUGAGCUGGAUACAUUGAUGAGACAGCUUCCUCACCAUCCUGAAAGUGUAUAUGAACAGGAAAGGAUAUCAAAAGUUCUGCAAGAAUACAGGAAGAAGAAAAAUGAUCCUGCAUUUCUGGAGAAAAAGGAGCGUUGUGAAUACCUAAAGAAUAAGCUUUCUCACAUAAAACAACGAAUUCAGGACUAUGAUAAAGUUAUGAAUUGGAAUGUGGAAACUUAGCUGUGCCUUCACUUUGGGGAUACUAUUUUCUAUUUUGUAAAUCAAUAUGCAUAUUUUAAACUAUUUAUUUACUCUCAGAACAGUACACCUAUGGGGAUUGCUUAAACACUUUCACUUAGAUGUUGUACAUUAGUGGUAAGUUUUGUAUGCAGAUCCAAUUUUAAACCAAUGUAAUGAAGUUAUCGGAUAAAUUUAGAAAACCUGGGCUAAUGUUCUGCUUUUAUUAGACAGUACACAACCUGGCCUCUUAAAUAUGAAUACUUUAUUUCAAAGUAUUGUGUUUGCAAAAUUGCAAAGCCCAUCAGAGAAAGCAGCUCCAAAUUCCGCAUCAAAAGUUUGCACAGAAAUGUCAUUAACGAUUUCAGAUUUUGUAGGUGAGAAUAGUAUCAGAAAGAGCUGGCCUGUUGUUUCUGUCUGGGAUUUGGUGCAGUGUUUAAUUAUAUUGAAUAGUUUUGGCAAGUUGAAAAUUAGUUUCAUAAGACUUUUUGUAUUGUAUUUCCAAAUGCUCUGCUGUAUGUCAGAAGUUAUCUGGAAUUUCACCCAACAAGAGAUGCAAAAUAACUGGGCAGGGGUUGGAGAGGGUUGGUUGUGUUGGGGUUUUGGUUUUGUUUUGUUUUUAUUUCCUCUCUUUAGAGGCGAUACAAGAAAUUUUUACAUGGCCCUAAUGGAACAGAGGUACAGGAUGAGACUCAUGUUUAGCGUUCCAUUGGUGUUGCUUGAGGACAGUAUGCUCUGCGUACCUUUUCUGGGUCAACUUAGUAAGAAUCCAUGGGUUUAAAGGCAAAAUACUUUAUUCUUCAUCAGCAAGUAACAGGACGGUUUGUCUAGGCAGCAGCUGUUCGUGAACUUGGCAUUCAGAGAAUAAGUACAGUAAAAUUAAUUCUCAUUCAAAGUAUAAAUUAUUAGUAUCCUUUAUAAGGCCAGGUAAAAUGUUUUUAUAGACAUGCUUUCCAGAGCAUAUCUGCAUAAAUUCAAUAUACAUUUUUAUAUUUUGUAUCGGGGAUAUGUUUGUAUAUGCAAAUGUUUUCAUAAGCCAGUAAAUUUUCUCUUUGUAUCCUUUUUUCACAUCUUUACUUUUUCUACUUACUAAAAUUUUUGGAAGCACUGA